Molecule: messenger RNA, 1869 nt
Organism: Betta splendens (Siamese fighting fish)
Lineage: Eukaryota; Metazoa; Chordata; Actinopteri; Anabantiformes; Osphronemidae
Gene: bco2l
Product: beta-carotene 15, 15-dioxygenase 2, like
Exons: 12
Coding region: 129-1811 (560 amino acids)
Biological process (GO): carotene catabolic process; retinal metabolic process
Cellular component (GO): mitochondrion
Molecular function (GO): carotenoid dioxygenase activity; beta-carotene 15,15'-dioxygenase activity
Source: RefSeq, a predicted model, not a curated record
GCGCCGCGCUGCAGUGUCGUAUAGCGUGUGUCACCGCUUCCUGAAAUAGGCCGGGGUUCAAAGGUUUCCACCAGCGCUCGCGUAAGUCCGCCGCUGGUGUUUGAUCAUAAGCGCAGAGCGACGGGCCGAUGUCUGAGACGCAAACACGCAGCCUGUCCAGCAGGCAGAGGUGCCCGCGGGCCUCGGGCCUGGAGAGCGUGGCGCCGCUGGUGCGCUCCGGCGCGGAGACGCCCGAUCCCGUCCCCGCCGCCGUCACAGGAACCAUUCCGGCCUGGAUCAACGGGAGCCUCCUGAGAACCGGCCCUGGGAAGUUUGAGUUCGGAGCAGACCGAUACACCCACUGGUUCGAUGGGAUGGCCUUGAUGCAUCGCUUCCAUAUCAGCGAGGGCCAUGUCGCGUACAGCAGCCGCUUCCUGCAGAGCGACUCCUUCGUCUCCAACUCGGAGAAGAACCGCAUCGUGGUGUCGGAGUUUGGGACAGUGGCGACGCCCGACCCAUGCAAAAACAUCCUGGCCCGAUUCUUCUCCCGCUUUCAGAGUCCCAAGCCCACAGACAACGCCAACGUGAACUUUGUCAAGUACAAAGGAGACUAUUACGUGAGCACGGAAACCUGCUACAUGAGGAGGAUCGACCCGCAGAGCCUGGAGACCAAGGAGAAGGUGGACUGGACCCGGUACGUGGCCGUGAGCGCCGCCACGGCCCACCCGCACUACGACCCGGACGGCGCCGCCUACAACAUGGGCAACUCCUACGGCACGAGCGGUUUCUUCUACAACAUCGUCCGCGUGCCCCCCGGCGGCGGCGCGGCGGCGGCGUCCGCGGACCUGUCGGGGGCCUCGGUGAUCUGCUCCAUCCCCGCAGCCGAACCCAGGAAGCCGUCCUAUUAUCACAGCUUUGCCAUGUCAGAGAACUACAUUGUGUUCAUCGAGCAGCCAAUCAAGCUGGACCUGCUGAAGUUCAUGCUGUACAGGAUCCAGGGAAAGAGUUUUCAUAAAGUCAUGUCCUGGGAGCCUCAGUGUGAAACCGUCUUCCACCUCGUCAACAAGCACAGCGGCGAGCUCCUCGCUGCUUCCUGCUUCUCGUCCCGUCAGGUGAGCGCGGUGAAGUACCGGGCGGCGGCCAUGUUCACGCUGCAUCAGAUCAACGCUUUCGAGGACGACGGGUUCCUGGUGAUGGACAUGUGCUGUGGGGACGACGGGCAGGUGAUCGCAGAUUACACGCUGGAGAACCUCCGCAGAGCUGAGGGCGAGGAGCUGGACAAGUUUUACAACUCACUGUGCAGAAACCUCCCAAGGAGAUACGUCCUGCCCCUGAACGUGGAUGAAAACACCCCUCUGGACCGAAACCUUGUCACCCUGAGGAGCUGCACAGCCACGGCCGUGAAGACGAGCCCAGGAGAGGUUCGCGUGACUCACGAGGAGCUCCACGACGAUGCGCUGCUGCGGUACGGCGGCCUCGAGUUCCCCCACAUCAACUACGAGCAGCGCAACGGCAAACCCUACCGCUACUUCUACGCCUGCGGCUUCGCACACGUCAUCGGCGACUCCCUGCUCAAGAUGGAUGUCCACACCAAGGAGCUCAAGGUGUGGCGUUAUCCCGGCUUCUACCCGUCUGAGCCUGUCUUUGUUGCUUCGCCCAGAGCUACGGAGGAAGAUGAUGGAGUGGUCUUGUCAGUCAUCAUCACACCCAGACAAGAGAAUCGCACUUUCCUACUCGUCCUGGAUGCCAGGUCCUUCACUGAGCUGGCCAGAGCCGAGGUCCCUGUAAACAUCCCAACCGGGACCCAUGGUGUGUUUAAUAAAACGGGAUAGAUGUGCCACCGGUCGCAACUUAGUGCUACAACAGGAAAAUAAACAAGGCGGAUAGUGA